Messenger RNA from Aspergillus niger, 1137 nucleotides. RefSeq lists its product as uncharacterized. Gene Ontology annotation, cellular component: mitochondrion. The transcript is spliced from 3 exons. Lineage: Eukaryota; Fungi; Ascomycota; Eurotiomycetes; Eurotiales; Aspergillaceae. Bases 1 to 1137 code for a protein of 378 amino acids. Gene Ontology annotation, biological process: mitochondrial respiratory chain complex I assembly; biosynthetic process. The record is from RefSeq and is a predicted model, not a curated record.
AUGUCUCUGUCCAAGAACUUCAUCCGCUCAAGCCGCACCACCCAGCAAUCGCUAUGUCGAUGCAGCAUAUCCCGCCGACAGGUGCAGCCUUCACAGGAACGCCACUUUAGCCGAUCUCGCGCUGUCGCCGCCCCAGUGACCGGAGCAAGUGAAGCCGAAGUCCAAGCAGCUCAGAAAUACUGCUCGAAUCUUCUUCUACAAUACGACCGUCCCUCCUAUACCCUGAGCACCUUCAUCCCCCGAAAUGCGCAAUCUUUCUACAUCGCUCUUCGAGCUCUUAAUGUCUCUCUUUCCCUAAUCCCCGACACCACCUCCUCCCACACCAUCGGGCUUAUGCGCCUCCAAUUCUGGCGCGAUGCAGUUGCCAAAACACUAUCCGGUUCACCCCCGAAAGAGCCAAUUGCUAUUCUCCUCGCCUCUGCCAUUUCAGACCUAGCCGAGCGAACACAAGGCCGGGCGCGCAUCAGCAAAGGCUGGCUGAACAGAAUGAUCAAUGCCCGCGAACAAACCCUUACCAACGACCCGUACCCUGAUAUCGCGGCACUCGAGUCCUACGCCGAAAGCACAUACUCGACAUUGCUCUACCUCACACUCUCAGCACUCCCCAUGACCUCGGUAACGGCGGACCAUGUGGCGUCGCAUAUUGGAAAGGCAGCCGGUAUCACAGCUGUACUUCGUGGUUUGCCAUUGGUAGCAUUCCCGGCUAAGCAGGGAGCCGUAAUGCUGCCAUUGGAUGUAAUGGCGCAGGCUGGAGUGAAAGAAGAAGAGGUGUUUCGCCUGGGCAGUGAGGCGCCAGGAUUGCGGGAUGCUGUUUUUGCGGUGGCCACUCGCGCCAGCGACCACCUGAUUACCGUGCAGCAGAUGCUAAGCAAUAUUCGUGCUGGGCAAGAUGCAGGACAUGAUUUUGAGCACGGGCAUGAAGAGGAUCAUCAGUAUGAUCUCGGAUCCCAGAAUGAGACACCGCUUCAGGAGGUCAAUCGUGCCUUUGGAGUGUUUAUGCCGGCCGUUGGAACGCGGCUGUGGCUGGAUAGGUUGGAGAGUCAUGAUUUUGAUAUCUUCCAGCCUGAACUUCUCCGGUCGGAUUGGAAGCUCCCUUGGAAGGCUUAUAUGGCUUUUACACGGAAGACAUUCUCUUAA